CCGUGAUGCAUUCAAAUGUCACAAGUUAGCCCAUCUCCCCCAACCCCCGCCCCACCCCACCUCUUCGAGGUAAAUUCUGCGCCUGCGCACUGCAGCGCCUCCGACACCGCGUCUCCCAGGGAAGUCCACGCUCUUGUCAUUCACUUCUCAUCCAUUCAGUCAGCCUCCACCACACCGCUGACCACCAUCGUCCGCCGUCACGUCACCUCGCUCUCGCCUCGAGCAACUGACUACACGUCGCCCUUCUUCGGGGACGGGAAGAAGAACAGCGCACGGACACGAAGAACCAUGGCUGUGGUGAGGUUUUACGGCGGUGAGGUGAGGGGGCGAUGCCUCCAGCAAGCGGCCAAGCUCUACCCUCGGCUGUCUAUCGCCACAGAGCUUUGCUACAAUGUGGAGCUGAUGGCGGGAAGUGACAGUCUGAGUGCAGAACAGAAGGAGAUCCUCGUCUGGUUGUUUCAACCACCGCUGCAGGCAGAAACGCUCAGUGAGACACCCAAACUAAAAGAGGGAGACGGGGCUACACUGGUGGAGAUUGGACCCAGGCUGAACUUCUCUACUGCGUGGUCCACCAAUGCCGUGUCCAUCUGUCAGAGUGCCGGCCUCUCCAGCGUCACACGGGUAGAAUUGUCACGGCGAUUCCUUAUCAAGCUGAAGGACGAGGGCAACAUGGCCGACGUCCGAAAGGAUGUGGCAAAUCUGAUCGUCCUCCUCCAUGACAGUAUGACAGAGUGCAUCUACGAGCGUCCUGUUGCCUCCUUUGCCGUGGACGCCCAAGCGCAGCCCGUGUUUGAGGUCGACAUCCUGGGCGAUGGGCGAGCAGCGCUGGAGAAGGCCAACGACCAGCUGGGUCUGGCCUUUGACGACUGGGAUCUGGACUUGUACACGGCAAUGUUCCAGAGAAUCCAGAGGAACCCAACCAGCGUGGAAUGUUUCGACCUGGCUCAGUCCAACAGCGAGCACAGCCGCCACUGGUUUUUCCGGGGCCGUGUGUUCCUCGAUGGGGAGGAGCAGAAGGAGACGCUAUUCCGCCUCAUCAUGAAUACGCAGGAGCACAGUAAUGGCAACAAUGUCAUUAAGUUCUGUGACAACAGCAGUGGUAUUCAGGGCAUGGAGCUGGAGUGCCUCUACCCCAAAGAUACUUCACAAGCCAGUCCCUAUGAAACACGCCGGUCGCUGCGACAUGUCAUCUUCACCGCUGAGACGCACAACUUCCCAACAGGCGUGGCUCCAUUUAGCGGCGCCACCACAGGCACCGGGGGGCGCAUCCGAGAUGUCCAGAGUGCCGGGCGGGGAGGCCACGUCAUCGCUGGCACUGCCGGGUACUGCUUUGGCAAUCUACACAUACCAGGUUACGCGCUUCCCUGGGAGCAGGACUGCAAAGGGUGGGAAUACCCCACCAGCUUUGCCCAGCCAUUGCAGGUCGCCAUCGAGGCUAGCGACGGCGCCUCCGACUACGGCAACAAGUUUGGGGAGCCGGUUUUGUCGGGAUUCGCCCGUUCCUUUGGCAUGCGGCUGCCCAAUGGGGAGCGGCGAGAGUGGAUUAAGCCCAUCAUGUUCAGUGGAGGACUCGGUUGCAUUGAGGAUGCGCAUGUCAAGAAAGAGCAGCCAGAGAAAGGUAUGGAAGUGGUAAAGAUCGGCGGCCCGGUGUACCGAAUUGGCGUGGGAGGAGGAGCGGCUUCCUCUGUUCAAGUGCAAGGUGACAACUCCAGUGACAGAGACCUGGGCGCCGUGCAGCGAGGAGAUGCCGAAAUGGAGCAGAAGAUGAAUCGAGCGCUGAGGGCCUGCCUGGAGCGACGCGGCGGCAACCCCAUUUGCAGCAUCCAUGACCAGGGAGCGGGAGGGAACGGAAAUGUUCUGAAGGAGCUGAGCGAGCCUGCUGGUGCUAUCAUCUACUGCAGCCGAUUCAAGAAAGGCGACCCGACACUGAGCGUGCUAGAGUUGUGGGGGGCUGAAUAUCAGGAGAGCAAUGCCCUGCUGCUCCACCCGUCCGAUCGCGCCUUCCUGGAGAGGGUGUGCCAGCGGGAAAAAUGCCCUGUGGACUUUGUGGGGAACAUCACUGGUGACGGCAAGAUUGUGUUGGUGGACGACGAGGGCACGAGCGGCGAGCGAGUCGGCAACGGGCGCCAUCCUGUGGACCUGCAACUGGAAUGGGUGCUGGGCAAGAUGCCCCAGAAGGAGUUCAGGAUGGAGCGACUGAGCCCUGUGCUCCGGCCAUUGUUGCUUCCUGCUGGGUUGACGGUUAGAGACGCCCUGGAGAGAGUUUUACGCUUGCCCGCUGUGGCCUCCAAGCGCUACCUUACCAAUAAGGUGGACAGAUCCGUGACGGGAUUGGUGGCCCAGCAACAGUGUGUAGGCCCCCUUCACACGCCACUGGCAGAUGUGGCUGUGGUGGCCUUGUCACCGUUGGGCCUGGAGGGGGCAGCGACAGCCAUCGGCGAGCAGCCCGUCAAAGCGCUGGUGAAUGCGGCGGCGGGCGCUCGCAUGGCGGUUGGCGAAGCGCUCACAAACCUGAUGUUUGCAAGAGUCACCGCUCUAAAGGACGUAAAGUGUAGUGGGAACUGGAUGUGGGCUGCCAAGCUCCCUGGCGAGGGGGCCCUCCUUUGGGAGUCGUGCCGAGCUAUGUGCAAGGUGAUGGGUGAGCUGGGUGUGGCCAUUGACGGUGGCAAGGACUCGCUGAGUAUGGCCGCACGCGUGGGGAAGGAGACUGUCAAAGCUCCAGGAGCUCUGGUUAUCUCGGCUUAUGCCGUGUGUCCAGACAUCAGUGCCACGAUCACGCCUGAUCUUGAGGAUCCACAUGGCAAAGGCGUGCUGCUGUGGGUUCCUCUCAGCCCGGGCCGGCACCGUCUGGGAGGUUCGGCGCUAGCUCAGUGCUACGCUCAGCUGGGAGAUUGUUCUCCUGACAUGGAGCAGCCACAACUCCUGGCCGCCUGCUUCAACGCCACUCAGAUGCUAAUCAGUAAUCGUCUGCUGAGCGCAGGACACGACAUCAGCGACGGAGGUCUCAUUUCCUGCGUACUAGAGAUGGCAUUUGCUGGAAACCGUGGCGUGGACCUGGAUGUGCCGUCACUGGGAGCCCCGGGAGUCAUUGAGCUGCUCUUCGCCGAAGAGUUGGGUCUGCUUCUGGAGGUGUCCGAGCUCGAUGAAGAAGGCGUGCGUCGUCGAUUCCUUGACGCCGGCGUCGAGUGUCACCGCAUCGGCAGAACCAGCGGCUUCGGCCCCGAAGCCAUGGUGACGGUGCGCGUGGACGGACGAGAAGUGCUGAGGGAACGCUUGCCCGUCCUCCGGGCGUUGUGGGAGGAGACCAGCUUCCAGCUGGAGCGCCUGCAGGCCGACGAGCUCUGCGUUCAACAGGAAGAGGAGGGGCUUGCCAGGAGGACGCAGCCUACCUUUAAAGUGACCUUCGACCCGUCUGAGAUUCCCCUUUGCAAACAGCCUGCAGCGGCGAAGCCUCGCGUGGCUGUUUUGAGGGAGGAAGGAAGCAACGGCGAUCGAGAGAUGUCAACCUCUCUCCACAUGGCGGGAUUUGAGGUGUGGGACGUGACCAUGCAGGACCUGUGCUCCGCUGCCGUCACGCUGGAGCCGUUCCGGGCCGUCGUGUUCGUGGGAGGCUUCAGCUACGCCGACGUGCUGGGCUCGGCCAAAGGUUGGGCCGCCACUGUGGCCUAUAACGCCGCAGCCAAAGCCCAGUUUGACCGCUUCCGGCGAAGGGCCGACACGCUGAGUCUGGGCGUGUGCAAUGGCUGCCAACUGCUCGCGCUACUUGGCUGGGUGGGAGAGAGCCAAGAUGGCGGAGCUUCCGACGUGGUUCUGACCCACAACAAGUCGGGCAGAUUCGAGUCUCGCUUUGUAACCGUGGGGAUCCAGGCUUCGCCGUCUGUGUGGCUGGCUGGCAUGGAGGGCUCGGCUCUGGGAGUGUGGGUGGCUCACGGAGAAGGUUUGAUGCAGUUCCGUAACGCCCAGGUUCUGGAUGACAUCACCUCAGCUGGCCUGGCCCCGGUCCGUUACCUGGAUGACGACAGCCGGCCCACUGAGGAAUACCCCCUGAACCCCAACGGCUCGCCGCGGGGAGUGGCGGGGCUGUGCUCCAGGGACGGCAGGCACCUGGCCAUGAUGCCCCACCCGGAGCGAUGCACGCUGGGCUGGCAGUGGCCGUGGGCGCCCCGCAGCUUUAGGCCGCAGCUGGAGACGUCUCCCUGGCUGCGCAUGUUCCGCAACGCCGCUGCCUGGUGCAGCCAAUAGUGCUGAGAUCACCGUUUUUCUUCCCUUAAUGUUACUGCCGUACUUUUUUUUUGGGGGGGGGGGCGCCAUUAAAAAUGAGAUUUUGAUUUUGAAUCAUUAAACUACUCACAACAAUA
This is a messenger RNA of Hippocampus zosterae (dwarf seahorse), 4358 nucleotides long. It is a transcript of the gene pfas, whose product is annotated as phosphoribosylformylglycinamidine synthase. Lineage: Eukaryota; Metazoa; Chordata; Actinopteri; Syngnathiformes; Syngnathidae. The record is from RefSeq and is a predicted model, not a curated record. The transcript is spliced from 26 exons. Gene Ontology annotation, biological process: 'de novo' IMP biosynthetic process. Bases 16 to 4242 code for a protein of 1408 amino acids. Gene Ontology annotation, molecular function: phosphoribosylformylglycinamidine synthase activity.